AUGGCUAGCGGGAGGAGGCGUCGGGGAGGGGAGGAGGAGGUCAAGUCGAAGAAGAAGGGAAAGGCGCCUCGCGCUGCCUCGCGCGAAAGCCCUCUCCCCGCCAAAAAGAGAACCGAAGAACGAAAUGAGGGCCUGUCGUCGGGGAGGGUUUCAAAGGGGAAGGCAGCGAUUUCUCCUGCGGGGGGAAAGCGCUCUGAGCCCCCCCCCCAAAGACGCCACUCGAUGUCUUCCCGUAGCUCGGGUAGCAGCUCACGUUCCCACAGUCCACUCCCCAAAGAAACGACCAGCGAGAGUGACAACUUCUGGGCAAAACAAGCUUCCGCGUGGGUAAAUAACAAGACGUCGGAGCAAGGUCCCACGGCGCUAAUGGCGCUCAUUGCAACGCAAGCAGCAGUGCAAAUGGCAUCGCAGGCAGAGGGAAGCGCGCAUGCAAUGCCUGGCAGUUUAUGUCCCCCAGGUGGACGUGGCUCUCUAUCCCACCCAAGUGCACCGAAGAGAGAUGGAUCUGUUUAUCCGAAGAUCCUUUCGUUGGGGGGGGGAGGGGAGAAUGGUCUCCAAGGCAAAUCGAUCCCGCAGUGGCUCAGAGACGUAGUGAGGGAGGCGGGGAGUAAGAAGGGUGCGAGAGACGGGAAAGAGGGAGAGGAAGAAGAGGGGGGGCAGCUUUUCACGCCGUCUUCUAAGGGGGCACAAUCGCCAAGAGAUGCCUCCCCGGCUGCAGCAAAGGACCCGAUGGAGAAAGACUCAGAGGGCACUUCGCAGCCGCUCCUUGUCGAGCAGAUAAAGGAAGUGGUGACGGAAAUCCUCUCCGCAGUGACGGAUGAGAUCUUCAGGGAGGCGGCCAGGGAGGCGAUCAGCAACCAGCGCAGAAAGCAGCGAAUUACUGGCAAGACAACUAUAGGCCUGAAGCUGCAGGGUGCGGGGGCAGCGAAUGAGACGGACUUCCAGAAAGAGCAGUCGCAGCAGGCAGAAGGCAACGUUGCGACGGGCUUCCGUAAAAGAGAAGAUCAGGAGAAGCUUUCCAGUGGUGUCGUCAACUCGGACGCUCUGGCCGUCGGCGCUUACCGAUGCCCCUCAAGUGCAACUCCGCCACCUCCUGGUGUCUUCAGCAUCGUUAUCUAUGAAGACGGCUUGGAAUUCGCACGCGUUCCUUUUAACGGAACACAUCUGCUUUUUGGCACAAGCAACAAAUUCGCGAACAUCAUUGACAGCCAUGUGACGCAGCAGCAGAAGCCGCAGCGGUAG
Molecule: messenger RNA, 1242 nt
Organism: Cyclospora cayetanensis
Lineage: Eukaryota; Apicomplexa; Conoidasida; Eucoccidiorida; Eimeriidae
Exons: 6
Coding region: 1-1242 (413 amino acids)
Source: RefSeq, a predicted model, not a curated record